UCCCACCAAUUCUCUCUCUCCUCCUCUCGCGGUCUCUUUCUCUCUGCUAAGCCCUGCCCAAAACCCUAGUCGAUGACUGUCGUCCGCCGCUGCGAACCCUAGCCAUUGCCUCUCCACCACCAGCGGAACCUUGUCUUCUUCCCUCCAUUCUUCACGAAACCAUAGAUCUGUGAGGUUCCGAGAGCUCUUCCACAAUGUCGAUGUCAAAGAGCUCGAAGAUGCUCCAGUACAUCAAUUACCGGAUGCGGGUGAUCAUCCAGGACGGCCGUCAGCUGGUCGGAAAGUUCAUGGCCUUCGACCGGCACAUGAACCUUGUCCUCGGCGACUGCGAGGAGUUCCGCAAGCUCCCUCCCGCUAAGGGAGCGAAGAAGAACGAGGAGCGGGAGGAGCGCAGGACCCUAGGGCUUGUUCUGCUCCGGGGCGAGGAGGUCAUCUCGAUGACCGUCGAGGGCCCUCCUCCGCCCGAUGAGUCCCGCUCCAAGGCUGUCUCCGCUGCUGCGAUGGCCGGACCCGGGAUUGGCCGUGCCGCCGGCCGUGGUGUUCCUACCGCUCCGCUCGUGCAGGCUCAGCCUGGCCUUGCUGGCCCGGUCCGCGGAGUCGGUGGCCCGUCCCCAGGGAUGAUGCAGCCUCAGAUGUCCCGUCCACCGGUGCCGCAGCUCUCUGCUCCGCCUGUUAGUUACCCUGCGGCACCCGUGAUCCGGCCUCCGUCGCAGAUGCCGCCGAACUUUGGACAGGGUCCACCGCCAAUGGGUCGUGGCCCUCCUGGUCCUGUCCCACCUCCUGGGCAGUACCCGGGUAGGCCGGGACCUCCUCCACAGUUCCCUGUUCCACCUCAGCAGUAUGGACAGAGGCCACCUAUGGUUCCGCCCCCUCAGGCAGCAAUGAUGAGAGGGCCACCAGGUCCCCCACGGCCUGGGAUGCCUGCACCGCCACCUCCACGGCCUGGGAUGCCACCUCCACCUGGUGGUGGUGUUCCAGUUUUUGGCCCGCCAAGACCAGGGAUGCCGCCACCACCAAAUGCUCAACAGCAGCCUCCACAGCAGUAACUUGGUUCUGUAUCCGAGCUCGGUGACGGGGAGACUAUCAUGUUACGGUCAUUUCCUUCUGCUCACUCUCAACACCCAUUCCAUUCCAAAAUCUCUUGCAGCUUGUAUCAACAUGGAUGUUUUACUUUCCCGAGAUAGGCUUCAGAAUCUGAAUCGGCAUUUUGUAGUAGCGUAGUAUGAGAGUGUUGGACCUUUCCGCCAUGCGGCUUGUUAAUGUGAAGUUUAGUGAUUAUAUCUGUGAUUGGUACAUAAGUUUAGGCAUGUUAUGAGAAUUGUCGAGGUUAUCGCUCUUGAGUUAAAUGCUGAACGAAUUUUCAGAUAACGUGAUCUUUAUGUUUAUCGCGAAAAAAAUGUUGAACAGGUUAAUCUGAUUGGCACUUUUUGUUCCCGCAUGGGAGUUGCAUUCUU
Molecule: messenger RNA, 1454 nt
Organism: Punica granatum (pomegranate)
Lineage: Eukaryota; Viridiplantae; Streptophyta; Magnoliopsida; Myrtales; Lythraceae
Source: RefSeq, a predicted model, not a curated record